Molecule: messenger RNA, 513 nt
Organism: Hyaloscypha bicolor E
Lineage: Eukaryota; Fungi; Ascomycota; Leotiomycetes; Helotiales; Hyaloscyphaceae
Product: DUF427-domain-containing protein
Exons: 5
Coding region: 80-382 (100 amino acids)
Source: RefSeq, a predicted model, not a curated record
CUUUUCUUUACUUAAAGCAAGCUCUCUAUCCAGGAAUACAACCUUCAAUUCCCGUCUAUCCAAACACUACGUACCCACAAUGACUCACGGAAAAGCAAUUGCAACGGUCUCUGGCCGGACUAUCGCGGAGACUGAUGAGUACGAGGUUGUUGAAGGAAAUAUCUACUUCCCACCUUCGUCGAUCAAGAUGGAGAUGAUGACCAAGACUGAUCACAUAACCCAUUGCCCAUGGAAGGGAGCUGCUUCGUAUUAUACGAUCAAUCUUGAUAAAACUGAGUUCAAGAAUGCGGCGUGGUACUAUCCAGAACCCUUUGAAAAGGCGAAGAAUAUCAAGGACCAUGUUGCUUUCUACAAGAAUAUCGUCACUGUGACCACCGAGUAAAGAUAAGAAAGUGCGGCGUAAGACAGGUGCUUGGAGGCUUUCUCUUUGCCCAGAUAUUCUUUAGGGUUAUUUUAGCCAAAAGUUGCAGGCCUGAGUUCUUGAACAUCAAUCGAAAAACUUUCUCCACUCCA